AUGCUCCAACACCUAAGUGCCCUCUUGGGGCUCACCAUCCUCGUAGUCUCCGGACAAUACUACGAUACCUCCUACGUCAAUCACAUCGACACCACCGCCAGAAACGGCGGGUCCCUGACCACAACCUUCACGGCGCCUUCGUCGUGCUCAACGCCUAAUCCCGGAAAAUGGCUUGGAUACCCUGCGCUGAUGCAGGCAUGCCAAGGAUCCUACGGCAACGAAUGCUGUCCAGAUGGCUGGAAAUCCGAUGUAUACUUUAGCCCCGGCCGAUGUCCCUACAACUAG
Molecule: messenger RNA, 285 nt
Organism: Penicillium diatomitis
Lineage: Eukaryota; Fungi; Ascomycota; Eurotiomycetes; Eurotiales; Aspergillaceae
Exons: 1
Coding region: 1-285 (94 amino acids)
Source: RefSeq, a predicted model, not a curated record